This is a messenger RNA of Ogataea parapolymorpha DL-1, 3138 nucleotides long. RefSeq names its product ATP-dependent RNA helicase DOB1. NCBI's taxonomy places the organism in Eukaryota, Fungi, Ascomycota, Pichiomycetes, Pichiales, Pichiaceae. Gene Ontology annotation, molecular function: RNA binding; RNA helicase activity; ATP binding. The transcript has a single exon. Gene Ontology annotation, biological process: maturation of 5.8S rRNA; RNA catabolic process. The record is from RefSeq and is a predicted model, not a curated record. The coding region runs from base 1 to 3138 and encodes 1045 amino acids. Gene Ontology annotation, cellular component: nucleus.
AUGGAUCUCUUUGGGGCCUUUGAAAAUCCAGACCUGGAAAACAUUGUUCCAGAAGAACUUCCAAAAGCUGAUGACCCAAAGGGAAUUAAAAGAACCAACUCAGAAUCCAAGAACGGAUCACAAAAGAAGCCAAAAGUUGAAAAAAAGGAACAAGAGGAAAAUGGCGAAAAAGUAGUCCCUAUCGUGGCGGACACGUUGGAAAUCGAAGCUUCCCGAGAGGUCGAUGCCUCUAGUGGACUGCUCGCAUCAACAGAUACAGACGCCUCGAAAGUCAAGUUACGACACCAGGUGCGACACCAGGUUGCAGUGCCUCCAGGAUACGACUACGUUCCCAUUGGGCAACACAAACGGAAAACUGAGGCUCGUACAUAUCCGUUCACACUUGAUCCCUUCCAAGACACAUCCAUUUCCUGUAUAGACCGUCAGGAAUCUGUCUUAGUCAGUGCUCACACCUCUGCUGGUAAGACUGUGGUUGCAGAAUACGCUAUUGCCCAAUCGCUUAGAGACAAACAACGUGUAAUUUAUACAUCUCCAAUCAAGGCUUUGAGCAACCAGAAGUACCGUGAAUUACAAGCUGAUUUUGGUGAUGUUGGGUUAAUGACUGGAGAUGUGACGAUCAAUCCUGAUGCCGGAUGUUUGGUGAUGACGACUGAAAUUCUGAGAUCCAUGCUUUAUAGAGGUUCUGAGAUUAUGAGAGAAGUUGCCUGGGUUAUCUUCGACGAGGUUCACUACAUGCGUGACAAGAGCAGAGGUGUCGUUUGGGAAGAAACCAUCAUUCUGCUCCCCGACAAUGUCCAUCACGUGUUCCUAUCUGCUACCAUUCCGAACGCUAUGGAGUUUGCUGAAUGGAUAUGCAAAGUUCACAACCAGCCUUGUCACGUGGUCUACACAGAUUUCCGCCCCACUCCAUUGCAGCAUUACCUUUUCCCUGCUGACGGGGAAGGCAUACAUCUGGUUGUUGAUGAAAAGGGAACUUUUAGAGAGGAGAACUUCCAGAAGGCCAUGGCAUCGAUUUCAAACAAAAUGGGAGACGACCCAGGAGCUAUUGAGACGAAAAAUGGCAAGUCCUGGAAAGGAGGUGUCAAGGAAGGAAAGUCUGACAUUUACAAGAUCGUCAAGAUGAUUUGGAUGAAAAAAUACAACCCUGUCAUUGUUUUCUCGUUCAGCAAACGUGAUUGUGAGGCUCUUGCUAUGAAGAUGUCGAAGCUUGAUUUUAAUACUGAUGAGGAGCGCGAGAUGCUCACCAAGAUCUUCAAUAAUGCGAUCAGCAUUCUUUCCGACGACGACAAAGAGUUACCGCAGAUCAAACACAUUCUGCCGCUAUUGCGUCGUGGUAUCGGCAUCCACCACUCUGGACUGCUCCCUAUUUUGAAGGAAAUCAUUGAGAUUUUAUUUCAAGAGGGAUUUCUGAAAGUUCUGUUCGCGACGGAGACCUUUUCCAUUGGAUUGAAUAUGCCAGCCAAGACUGUUGUGUUCACGUCCGUGCGUAAAUGGGACGGAAAUGGGUUCAGAUGGGUUUCUGGAGGAGAGUAUAUUCAGAUGUCUGGACGUGCUGGUCGUCGUGGUUUGGAUGACCGCGGUAUAGUGAUUAUGAUGAUCGACGAGAAAAUGGAGCCUCAGGUUGCCAAGGGCAUGGUGAAAGGUGUUGCUGACAGGUUGGACUCCGCAUUUCAUUUGGGCUACAACAUGAUUUUGAACCUGAUGCGCGUGGAAGGUAUCUCGCCAGAAUUCAUGCUGGGGAGCUCUUUUUUCCAGUUCCAAAAUUCGAUUUCCGAGCCAGAAUUGAAGAAACAACUUGCCAAGUAUGAACAAGAGUUGGAUUCUAUUGUGAUUGACGACAUGGAAAACAUUAAGGAGUAUUACGAGCUACAGAAACAGCUGGACCAGUAUAACGAAGAUGUGCGUAAGAUUGUCACUCAUCCAGGUAACAUUUUGCCCCACCUGAAAGGCGGUCGUUUGGUGGAGGUGAACAUUAAUGGAAUGGAUUACGGUUGGGCAAUUGUAAUUGAUUUCUCGAAGCGCAACAACAAGCGCAACCAGGCGCAAUACAGCGACCAUGAGUCUUAUGUGGUGAACGUUUUUGUGAACACUAUGUUUGUGGACUCUCCAGUGAACCUGAUCAAACCUUUCCAGGUGCAAUUGGUUGAAGGAAUCCGCCCAGCGAAAGAAGGAGAGGAAACGCGGAGCGAGGUAAUCCCGAUCACGUUGGACUCCAUCAAAAAAAUAAGCAGCUGUCGUUCAAUCUUGCCGCAAGACAUGAAGAAUAGCCAGGCACGCAAGACACUGCGCAAGGCGUUGAAGGAGAUUGUGAAGAGACACCCAGAUGGGCUUCCUAUUUUGGACCCUGUCACCAAAAUGCAUAUCAAAGAUGAGGAGUUCAAGGUUUUGCUCCGGAAGAUCGAAAUUCUGGAAAGCAAACUCCACUCUAACCCGCUUGCGCAAUCUGCACGACUCAAGGAACUGUACGACCAAUAUUCGCAUCGGAUGAGCAUUGUGGAUAAGAUCAACGAGACAAAAAAGAAGAUCAGUGAAGUGCAGUCUCUCAUUCAAAUGGAUGACCUGAAACACCGCAAGAGAGUGCUUAGACGACUAGGGUUCACGACGCAAGAUGAUAUUGUUGAGAUGAAGGGCCGUGUUGCAUGCGAGAUUAGCACGGGAGACGAAUUGCUGCUGACCGAGUUGAUAUUCAACGGAACGUUCAACGAGCUGGAUCCAUCACAGUGUGCGGCCCUAUUAUCGUGCUUCGUCUUUCAGGAACGUACCAAGGUGACCCCUAGACUCAAGCCAGAGCUUGCGGAGCCACUUAAGGCGUUGAAGGAGAUGGCCUCGAAGAUUGCAAAAGUUUGCAGAGAGUGCAAACUGGAGGUUGUUGAGAAAGAUUACGUGGAGUCGUUCAAGCCGGAUUUGAUGGAAGUGGUUUAUGCUUGGUGUCAGGGAGCCUCGUUCACGCAGAUAUGUAUUAUGACAGACGUUUACGAAGGUUCGCUGAUCAGAAGUUUUAGGCGUUUGGAAGAGUUGAUCAAGCAGUUGGUGGAUGCUGCCAGAACCAUCGGAAACGUUGCCUUGGAGGAAAAGCUGACCAGGUCGGCUGAGUUGAUUCACAGAGACAUUGUUUCUGCUGCAUCGUUGUAUUUGUAG